Molecule: messenger RNA, 3197 nt
Organism: Sapajus apella (tufted capuchin)
Lineage: Eukaryota; Metazoa; Chordata; Mammalia; Primates; Cebidae
Gene: FKBP14
Product: FKBP prolyl isomerase 14
Exons: 4
Coding region: 972-1607 (211 amino acids)
Molecular function (GO): calcium ion binding; peptidyl-prolyl cis-trans isomerase activity
Source: RefSeq, a predicted model, not a curated record
AACUGUAUUGAUUUAGAACUUAGGCGAAAAAUGUAAAAUUAGAAAAUGUAAAGUAAAAUGAGGCUGUGUAAUUCGUAACCAUGAUUACCAUUUCUUUUUUAAUCCGGAAGUUACCCUCUAAGGUAACUUAAGGGAUAAAUUAUUAGCAGCCAUAACAUUACGGGGAGCUGUGGAACGAAUCAGACCUGGUUUGAAGGCUGAGCUCAUCUGCUUCGGGGCCAAACAACCUUAAGCAGGACAGUUAAUCUCUCCUGGUCUAAAUUUAUUUCUCUUUUAAAUGGAAAAAAAAGAACCUGCCUUACUGAUUGAGGUUCAUGCAACAGGAACGCCCUUUGUGAACCCUAAAGCGCUAUGUAAGUCUUUACAGUUUAUGAGCAAUAGCAAAAGCCUAGGUUUGUAGCAUAUUGGAGGGCCGCUCUCCAACGGCGAGAGUAAACUAGUCUUUCCUGGAACUCCGACACUUUCACGGCGCCCCCGGACUCUUCCUACCCCUCUCAGCGGGGCUCUUCACAGAGAUAAACCAGCUGGAGGAGUUUCCGGUUGGCUCUGCGCCCCGCCCCUCGCCCCAAAUCCUUGCUGGUUACAUUCUGAAAUCCGCCGGGCUCUAGGACCCAUACGGGAUGAUCCGCCGCUUGGCUAGCUGCCCGGCUCGACCGGGCUGUAAAUUCCAUCGUUGCAGCGUCAGUGGCUUGAGGGCUGCCUGAAGGACAGCAGGAAAAGCCAAUGGGAGGCCGCACUUCCCAGGCGGCAGCGUUAUAAGAGCCUGUCAGGGUUACAUUUGGGCUUAACUCUUUAAAGGUGGGUUCGGGCCCCGUGAGAAAGUAGUAGUAAAUGUGCCACGUCUUCUAACAAGGGGAAGUCCUGAACUUGCCUGAGGCCGUUAUCCCUAAGCCUUGAACUAAGCUCUUAAAUUUAUGAAAUUGAGGGCCCUUUCGCUGCUUUUGUAGGGACUUCUUUCCUGUUUCAGCAACAUGAGGCUCUUCUUGUGGAACACGGUCUUGACGCUGUUCGUCACUUCUUUGAUUGGGGCUCUGAUCCCUGAACCAGAAGUGAAAAUUGAAGUUCUCCAGAAACCAUUCAUCUGCCAUCGCAAGACCAAAGGAGGGGAUUUGAUGUUGGUGCACUAUGAAGGCUACUUAGAAAAGGACGGCUCCUUGUUUCACUCCACUCAUAAACAUAACAAUGGUCAGCCCAUUUGGUUUACCCUGGGCAUCCUGGAGGCUCUCAAAGGUUGGGACCAGGGCUUAAAAGGAAUGUGUGUAGGAGAGAAGAGAAAGCUCAUCAUUCCUCCAGCCCUGGGAUAUGGAAAAGAAGGAAAAGGUAAAAUUCCCCCAGAAAGUACACUGAUAUUUAAUAUUGAUCUCCUGGAGAUUCGAAAUGGACCAAGAUCCCAUGAAUCAUUCCAAGAAAUGGAUCUUAACGAUGACUGGAAACUCUCUAAAGAUGAGGUUAAAGCAUAUUUAAAGAAGGAGUUUGAAAAACAUGGUGCGGUGGUAAAUGAAAGUCAUCAUGAUGUUUUGGUAGAAGAUAUUUUUGAUAAAGAAGAUGAAGACAAAGAUGGGUUUAUAUCUGCCAGAGAAUUUACAUAUAAACAUGAUGAGUUAUAGAGACACAUCUACCCAUUUAAUAUAGCAUUCAUCUUUAAAGAGAGGGCAGUCAUCUUUAAAGAACAUUUUAUUUUUUAACAAUGUUCUUUCUUGCUUUGUUUUUUUUAUUUUUAUCUAUUUUUUCUGACCCCUAUGUAAAGAACCCCUUAGGGUUUCUAACUAUCCAUUUCUUUCUGGUAAGUUAUUGGGAAGAAAAAUCUAAUUUGUCUUUGAAUAGAAGACUUCUGGACCAUUUUUCACUUUCACAGAUAGGAAGCUUUGUUUUACUUUCUUACUUGUAAAUUUAAAAUAUUGCAACUGGGAGUAUACCAAGACAUGAGACCAGGUUAUAGCACAAAUUAGCACACUAUAUUUCAGUUUUCCUCUAUUUUCUCCAAGUUAGAGAUCAACAUUUGAAAAGCCUUUUGCAAUAGCCCAAGGCUUGCUAUUUUCAUGUUAUAAUGAAAUAAUUUGUCUGUAACAACUAGCUCUGAGUCUCUGCUUGAGGACCAGAGGAAAAUGGUGGUUGGACUUGAUUUGUUAAUGGCUAGUAAGCCUUUUUUUACUAAGGAGAUGUGCAAUGCCAAAGUUAGAAACAAGGUUAAUAACUUAUAUAAAUAUGUAUGCAUUGAAACAUUCUACCUAGGACUUAAGCAGAUGAAGUUUGGCUCCUAGUGACUAGUGGCCUAUUAUGAUAAAUAGGACAAAUCAUUUAUGUGUGACUUUCUUUGUAAUAAAAUGUAUCAAUAUGUUAUAAAUGAGGUAGAGAGUUAUAUUUAUAUUCAAUGUUUACUUCUUAAGGCUAGCAGAUUAUCCUUCCUGGUUCUUUAAUGGGUAGUCUAUAGUAUAUUAUACUACAAUAACAUUGUAUCACAAGAUAAAUUAGUAAACCAGUCUACAUUUUCCCAUUUCUGUCUCAUCAAAAACUGAAGUGGGCUGGGCGUGGCAGCUCAUGCCUGUAAUCCCAGCACUUUGGAAGGCCAAGGAGGGGGGAUCACUUGAGGUCAGGAAUUUGAGACCCACCUGGCCAACAUGGUGAAACCCCAUCUCUACUAAAAAUAAAAAAAUUAGCCAGGCAUGGUGGUGCACACCUGUAGUCCCAGCUACUACUUGAGAGGCUGAGAAGACAGCACCCACAAGGCAGAUGUUGCAGUGAGCUGAGAUCAUGCCACUGUACUCCAAUAAGCGUGUCAGAGGAAGAUUCCAUCUCAAAAAAAAAAAAAAGGAAGGGGAUCUACAGCAGCUACUAUUGAAUACCUAUCCUGGGUUUAAAAAAAGAAAAAAAUAUAUAAUUUUAUUUUAAAUUGGCUUUUAUCUUUAAUUCUUUUUUUUAAAAAGUUAAUCAAAUCUUCAUUUUCUAAGAACAGCCCUUUAUAAUGUACAAAAUGAUAUUAAGGGCAUUAUUAUCUUUGAUUUUCAUGGCUCUGAGGUCAUGAAACAAGCUGGUGGAGCUUAUUAUGCCUAAUUUAUAAAUGAGGAAAUUAUCAUUCAAAAAGAUUGAUUGUUAUGCCCAGGGUCAGCACUAACCUGUAGAACCAGUAUUCAGUCCCCAAGUUCAGCGUCUUCUACUGCCCUCUACUAAUAAAAAAGAGAAAAUUUUCUUGGGCCUAA